Messenger RNA from Perca fluviatilis (European perch), 4237 nucleotides. Its product is annotated as tyrosine-protein phosphatase non-receptor type 5-like. The transcript has 11 exons. Gene Ontology annotation, biological process: protein dephosphorylation. NCBI's taxonomy places the organism in Eukaryota, Metazoa, Chordata, Actinopteri, Perciformes, Percidae. Gene Ontology annotation, molecular function: protein tyrosine phosphatase activity. The record is from RefSeq and is a predicted model, not a curated record. Bases 1 to 1545 code for a protein of 514 amino acids.
AUGAGAGCAGCCACUGUGCUGCCUGGUUACCAGUGCAUUAAUGACUGGAGAGUUCACAGUGACAAUCUGCCUUCCCUCGCUCUCUCCUCCCAGGGGUACUGGGUGUUUUUUUUGGUGGAAGGAAAUGGACCUUUCUCUUCCAUCUACAAAGCCCUGCAGGUCAUCGACUUCUACCUUGGCUUCAUCUUACCCUUCCACCCGAUUUUUGGAAUGGACUCUAUGGUGUUGAUGAGGGAGGUUGUGAACACCAAACAGGACAACUGGAUUUUCCAUGGAACUGCAGGCAUCGGUGUGGCCAUCUGUGUCAUCAUGGUCAUCCACAUGGUGUGUAAGUGGCGUUACGGCACUGGCUUGUGGUCGUCGAGAACAGUGUUGCAGGACAUUGGUGACCGACGUCAGUCUGUGAGCCGCCAACCCUCCUUCACCCUGUCAGAGUGGACGGAUGCUCAGGAGGAUCUGCUGGACAUGGACCCUGUGCCGCAGACGCCCGUCUUUGACGUGGGCACUGACGCGAAGACGGAGGGAGACGCCGCCACCCUCACUGUCACAUCAGUGGGGCUUCAGGAGAGGAGGGGCUCCAACGUUUCGCUGACCUUGGACAUGUGUACACCAGGCUGCACUGAGCCCUAUGGCUACGGAGCCCAGCUCUCCCCCAGAGACCAGACGGCGAAGGAGUACCUCCGACAGGGAACACACAGCCUGACCCCUGCCAUGCUACACACACGGGCCAUGGAUGACCAGAGCCUGCAGGCUGAGUUUUAUGAAACUCCCAUGAACUUUGUGGACCCUAAGGAGUACAACUACCCAGGGCUGGUGAGAAAGAACCGCUACAAAACCAUCUUACCCAAUACACACAGCAGAGUGAUCUUGAAGUCACAGGAUGAAGACGAUUUCCUCACCACUUACAUCAAUGCCAAUUAUCUCAAAGGCUAUGGGGAUGAGGACUGUGCAUACAUUGCCACCCAGGGUCCCACCGUGAACACUGUGGGAGACUUCUGGAGGAUGGUGUGGCAGGAGAGAAGCCCAAUAAUAGUGAUGAUCACCAACCUGGAGGAAAAAAAUGAGAAAUGUGCAGAGUACUGGCCCGAGGACAGUGUGACCCAUGAGGGCAUCGAGAUCACCCUUGUCACCGUAACCCAGGAGGAUGACUACAGUCUGAGGGUGUUUACUUUGAAGUGUGGGGGAGAGGAGCGCAGUCUGCGGCAGUACUGGUACACCUCGUGGCCUGAUCAGAAGACUCCAGACAAGGCUCCACCUCUUCUGGAACUGGUGCAGGAAGUGGAAAUGGCCCGAGAGGAAGCCCCGCCCUCCAGUGGCCCUAUAAUUGUCCACUGCAGUGCUGGAAUUGGUCGAACUGGCUGCUUUAUCGCCACCUCCAUCCUGUGCAAGCAGCUGAGGACUGAGGGUGUGGUUGACAUCCUGAGAACCACCUGCCAGCUCCGUCUGGACAGGGGUGGGAUGAUCCAGACGAGCGAGCAGUACCAGUUUGUGCAUCAUGUCCUCAGCCUGUAUGAGAAGCAGCUGUCUCACACUGCUGAGGAGUAGAGUGAGCGCCACAGCCACACCCACACCCCAGACCGAGACACACCACUGUACACUGUACCGCCUCUGGUGGUAUACACCACUGUACCUAGCAUCAUCUCAAUCUCACCCUUUAACAAAUUCAAACCAUGCUAAUCUCCUCACCCUAGACAGGCUCGCUCAGACAGGACUGAAUGGGUUGACGUGAAAUCUGUGCGUACUGUAUGUCUUUGAGCAGAACAAACAAACAAAAAAGGUGGGAUUGGAGAUAGACCCCAGAAAUCCUGAUCAGACACUUAAGUGUCAUUGAUCCCCACAGUCCUGGAGAGUCGUAACAGUCAGGGCCCCAAAAUAAUCCAUGCCCGCACUCCUGACAUCAUUUCAUUUGCAAUGCUGAGGUUUUUUUUUUCUUUUCUUUUAUCAUGUUACUGUUAAAGGGGUCAAACUCGAUAUUCAGAAUAUUUAUUAUAUAGCAGCAAACAACUAUUUGCUAUGUUAAGACAUAGACGAGUAAUGGCGUCCUGAGCAGAGAAUGAAGUCACACUCGCCUGAGCGCCUUGUGUGUCGGUAUUAGACGCCGAGGCCCGUGACAAAGCGUCAGUAUUUGACGAGUUGGGGAACGGUCUGUGAGAGCCGUGUGAAGGCAAUCCCAGACAACUUUUUUUCUGAAUAUUGAUUACAGCCACUUUAAUGAGUCUUAGUCAUCAAGGCUUCAUUUAGUAGCCUACUUAGGCCCCUCACAUACUGUAUGUACAGUUUUAAAAGGUUAAACUGGAACUGAAGUAUAAUCAGAUCACCUUCAGCACUGUCAGUUUGCUGUAAGGAUUAAAUCCAAGGUCCAUUUCACAAAGUUAGUGUCAAUAAUACUGUAAGGGCCUUUUACAGUAUAAGUGCCAGCAUAAUUAAAACCUACAGAAAUUAUCAAAUGCCAGCCUAAUAUUAAACAUUGUAUAGAUGUAAAAGUGCACAUGAAACAUAAGCUAACUAACAUAUUUUUUCAUCGACUCUCUUGACUCUCACUUUUAAUGUACAAAAUCCUUACAGAAGGCCUGUUUCAACUUUUGAUGCAUUCAGGGGCCACCUCAUCUUCAGGUUGCAUGGUGCUAAGUGUUCAUUAAAGGCAUGUGCAAUGUUAUGGAACAUAGGAAUGUAUAACAAUUAGGUUAUUAAUUAACUAAUUAGGAUUUCUGUGCAAUCUACAUUAUUACAGUUUUACCAUGCUGCCUGUGCAGUCCUCAUGGCCCAUGAUGUUUACAGUAAACAACUCCUACAUUAAGGCCACGUACACUCAGAGGCGUCACAGAGCCGGCGACACUGAGGGGACAGAGGCCAGAAAUAGAAUCAGACCGUCAGAAAAAUCAAUACAAAGCCCAAUCAAAGCUCUGGAAAUUCUGACAUGUACACACAGGGAAAUGUAAUGCACAGGAAAGCAAAGAAAGACCACCAUAAAUUGAUGAUGGAUGGUCACAUACAGCUAAUCUUCUUGUAAGUGUUCCAUUACUAUCAUGAUCGCCCUCAGAGUUACAUGCUCCGUGAUGCCUCUGCUUUCAACAGUAGCUUGACCACAUCCGUGAAGUAAGAAGCCCAUGAUUGUUGUAUAGACAGGCCAGGCCUAAUCUGUAUGAAGCACAAUAGACCAACUAUGGUUGUCUCUGAUGUUCAGCUGUAAAAGUUCUCUUUUUUUCCCCGUAUUGUGUUUUGAUUGUGUUGAGUUUAAUGGAUUGCAUGUGCUGUAUGGGACUCCAUAGGUCCACAAUCAAAGCGACGUGAUUGGUUGUCCUGCUUUUUGUUGCGUAAAAGGGUUUAAGCCUAUUAUAUUGCUUGCUCUCGGCCAAUGCUUUUGAUACAGUUUGCUUUUGUGAAACCAACCAGAGAUAUUUUUAGAACAUUUUGAUACAAUCCUUUCGAGUAGAUGCCUUGUGUAUAUUUCCGUUUACACCAUGAUGGAAUGUAGCUCAUACUGUGGAUCAAACCAUCGGUUUAUAUUGCAAGAUUUGACAGAACAAAAUGUGACAACUACCUAAGUUACCUUACAGUACAGAAAAUAAAUAGAUUAUGUUCAGUCUUCAGUAUUAUUACUUUAUGCCUUUAGGCUUUGCUUUAGUAUGCUUUGCUUUCUGUGUAUGUUUUUAUCGUUUUUCUUGGAGAAUUUUACCUCAGACUGAGUUUUUACGCAGUCCCCACUCGAUUCCAUCUGUGACUCUAGGCCACCUCGCAGUUGACAACACGAGAAAUAAUUGCUAUGUGUAAGGCAGCUAAAACAGUGAAGACAAUUUUCUAUGUAACACAAAUCACAAACAAAACAACUUCUAUCUUGACUCAAUGCAUCAGAUCAACAGUCAUGAACAUUAUCAGAAGAUGGAGUCAACCGUGUGGCCUCGGACCAAUUUAUAAAGAUAAAAUCAUUUAGCAAAUUAAACUGCCAAAUUUACAGGAAAAUAGGACUGGGAUUUAUAAGAAAAGCUACAAUCUGUUGUCAGACUUUUGACAUAAUCCUCUGAUAAUGUCCAGUGUACUCGACUGAAACGGUUUUAUUUUUAAGUGCUUGUUUUCAAUGCUUACCUGGUCCUCCUCUGAUGAUCAAAAUGGGGAUGAUGAAAUAGCCAAACAGUCAGACAUAUACAACCAACCAGCAAUCAGUAUUCCUCUCCCCUGCUACAGUAUUGCUCUAAGUUGUGAGUUUUUGCAUCUAAAUAAAGGUAGAUUUUCAUGAAUC